AAGUGAUGCAUCAAUCUCUCCACUGUGUGUCUCUCUGUGAUCCUGGAGUUCAUGUGUUUCUCAUCAUUAUUCCUCUUGGUCCACUGACUGAUGAAGAUAAAGCAGAAGUACAGAAGAUCAAGAAGAUGUUUUACUCCAGCAAGAACUUCAUAGUGAUCUUCACAUCUGAUCUCACUGUUGAAAAAAAUCUGACAGAUUCUCUAAAAUCAUAUCCUGAAUGUCAGAAUCUGAUCAGUGUCUGUGGAGGACGAUACCGAGUGAUUGGAUUAAAAGAACAUGAACAAUCAAAACAAAUACCAGAACUGCUGGAUUAUAUAAAAAACAUGAAGACUGAACCAUAUACACCUCAGAUGUAUGUCAAAGCUCAAGAGAUGAGAGUGAGAGAUGAAACUAAAGAGGAAUAUAAAGAAAAACUGAGCGAGUUACAGCUAAAGAUCAACCAAUGUGGUAUUAAAGAUGAACAGGAAGAUCUGAAGCAUUUAAGGAUUGUUUUAAUCGGGAAGACAGGAAGUGGAAAAAGCGCAACAGGAAACACAAUACUGGGAAAAAAUGAGUUUCUCAGCCGAUCAAGCACAGAUUCAGUGACGUCUGUUUGUGAGAAGAGAGUUGAUGAAGUUGAUGGUCGAUCAGUCGCUGUUGUUGAUACUCCAGGUCUGUUUGACACAAAAUCACAAAAAGAACAAGUGUUGGAGGAAAUCAUGAAUUGUGUUUCACUGUCAUCACCUGGACCUCACGCCUUCAUCAUUGUGUUAAGUUUGGGUAGAUUCACCAAAGAAGAAACAGAGACUAUAGAUCUGAUGAAGAAGAUCUUCGGUCCAAAUGCAGCACAGUUCAGUGUUGUUCUGUUCACAAGAGGAGAUGAUCUUGAGGGUGAAUCUAUAGAGGAUUAUGUGAAAAGCAGUACAUCUGAGGAACUGAAUAAACUGAUCAGAGACUGUGGAGACAGAUAUCUGGCCUUUAAUAACAGAGACAAACAAGACAGAACUCAAGUGACUAAACUGAUAAAGAUGAUAGAAGAGAUGAAAACAACAAAUCAGGGUCGAUAUUUCACUAACAGCAUGUUUGAAGAAGCAGAGAUGAGCAUUCAAAAGAGAAUAGAGGAAAUACUGAAAGAGAAAGAGAGAGAAAUUCAAGAUGAAUUAAAAGCCAAAUAUGAGAUUGAAAUGGAAAACAUGAAGAAGAGAUUGGAGGAAGAGAAAAGAAAAGCAGAUGAGGAAAGAGUGAAAAUUGAAAAUAAAUUCAAGGAAAAAGAAGAAACUCUGAGAAAAGAAUUUGAGGAGAAAGAAAAAACAGAAGAGCAGAAACGAAAGAAAGAGAAACAGAAACAAAUAGAGGAGGAAAAACAACAAAGAGCUGAAUAUGAUCAGAAGAUAGAAGAGAUGAAGAGAGAGAAUGAACAACAGAGAUCACAGUAUGAAAAAAGAGAGAAAGAGAGAGAAGAGGACGAUAGAAAGAGAGAAGAGAAAUACAGACAAGAUCAAGAGAAGAUGAAAGCUAAAGAAUAUCUCAUCAUACAGUUACAGAAGAAACAAGAGGAGGAGAAUAAAAAGAGAGAUUUAGAUGAACAGAAGAGAAGGGAACAAGAAGAGAGAGAGAAACAAGAAUGGGCGAGAAAAAUAAGAGAAGCUGAAAAUGACAAAGAAGAGAUUCAAGAGAAAAUUAAACGACAAAAGAGAGAAUGGGAGGAGGAGAAUAAACGACAGAUGAGAAAACGAGAGGAAGAUGAGAAAGAGAGGAGAGAGAAACAUGAAGAAGAACUGAGAGAAAAACAAGAAGAACUGGAGAAAAUCAGAAAGAAAUUUGAAAGAGAGAGAGAUGAAGAAAGACGACAGAGAGAAGAAGAGAGGCAGAAACAAAGAGAAGAGAGAGAACAGAAAGACAGAGAAUAUGAAAAGAAGAAAAAUGAAAUGAGGAAACAUUAUGAGAAACUGGAGCGAGAGAGAAAAGAGGAGUGGGAAAUAAAAAGACAAGAGAAUGAUGAGAGAAGAGAAGAAGAGAAAAAGAGAUGGGAGAAAAGAAUUGAGGAAAUAAAAAGAGAAAAAGAAGAAGAGACCAGAAGAAUAGAAAGAGAGAGAAAAGACAGAGAAGAGGAAGAGCGAGAAGAAAUGAAGCAGGAACAUGAACAGAGAAUAAAAGAGAUGAAGAAGAAAUAUGAAGAUGAAGCCAGAAAGAAAGCAGAAGAAUUUAAUGAAUUCAGAGAGAAGAAAGAGCAACAUGUUAAAGAACUUAAACAACUGCUGGAGGAAGAACAGAAACAACGUGAAUUACUGGAGAAACGUUAUCAGCAAAACUGUUAAAAAAAGAAGAACCAAAUAAACGGUGUGUCAUUCUGUGAAAGGGACAAAACACAAUCAUUCCAGUCAGUGGCCUAGCAAGUCAUUCCCGGGCCCAUAUGCAAAAAAAAUUACGGGCCCCCUUAAGCCAAAGCCCCCCCCCCAUCCUUGCCUGUUGGCACUUUUAACUGUUGCGCGCAGGUCUGUUAACAACAUAAUACUUUUUAUAAGGUAGUCAAAUAUUUUUACUUUACUUUUUUACUUUAAAGGGUAGAUUUAAAUAAAAAAACGAAAUGUUUUGGGUAGUUUUUGACUCUUGACUAACUUCUCCGCCUUCUCUUUUCUCUUUAAGGCCCAACUUUUAUGUUUAUAUUUGUCCAUCCUUAAUGUAUGUUCAUGUAAAUAGCCGCUAUUGUAACCUCUCACACUGUGUUUUCUUUUUAUUUUGGCACGGCGAUGCAUGUAAAAAAAAUGGUGACAUAGUAGUCUACGGCAGCUGCGAAGUGCAAAAAAAAAUUAUUAACGCAAACAAGAAAUGUUGUAGAAAUUUGACAUUACAGAGAAAUAAGAAAUCACUACACAUGAUAUGCAUACAAAAAUAUGUUUAUUGCGGCCAGAAAUAAACAUUUAAUUGAAAGCUGGGGCGGGCCCAGUGCCGUGCCCCCUAUUGGCCCGGGCCCAUUUGCACGUGCAUACCCUGCAUGCCCAGACGCUACCCCACUGAUUCCAGUAAUACUAGUAAACAUGAUAUUUAAUAUUGCAGUACUGCAGUUAUCACAUUAUACACUAUAUUCUUGAACAUAUAGUCUGACUGAAGUCUGCUUGUACAUGAAACCUAAACCCCUUGAUUGUGAUCGAGGGAGUCAGUGUACUUAUUAAAAUAGCUAUGUUUCAUUUUUUUAAUGCAAGCCUUUAAAUAAGUUUAAAGUUUAAUUUUUAAGUAAACUUACAUUUAAGUACCAGAUAAUCGACAGCUAGCUGUGCAUGUAAUUAUUGUAAUGCCCAUCUUUCUGAAUAUUUC
This is a messenger RNA of Paramisgurnus dabryanus, 3294 nucleotides long. The record is from RefSeq and is a predicted model, not a curated record. Lineage: Eukaryota; Metazoa; Chordata; Actinopteri; Cypriniformes; Cobitidae.